CGGGAACCUACAGUAGAGUGGAUCUCUCCAUUCUUCCGUGUGACGCCCCUGAUUGAUAUUUCCACCUACGUCUAAAAACGGACGGGGAACAAAGCAAGCACCGUCCUUAUAAAGGGCAAACGAUCCAUCUUCUCCACAAAUCAACCCCCUUCCGACCUACUCAGCGCUAUGGACUCCGAUCACUCAUAUAUUCCUUCCGAAGUCCCCAGCGAGAGUAGGUCGCCCUGUCCAGCUUUGAACACGCUGGCAAAUCACGGAUAUCUACCUCGUUCCGGGAAGGGCAUCGAACUGAAGACCUUGUUGGUCGCUCUAAUCACGGUGUACAAUGUCUCUUACCCAUUGGCCCUACUUCUCGCUGGGACCGCACUUUUGAGAUAUGGGAAGCUCGACACGAGUUCGAGUCUCCUUCCGUGGAACUGGAGAUUAACGAUCGACCUCGCUUCAUUGUCGAGUUUCGGCUCCUUGAGGAUUGCACAUCCUGCGUCGCUUGUGCACCCCAACGAACCCUCUCAUUCCCCCGAUCCCAACCUUCUUGAAAAUGCAGUUUCCCAUGCUCACAAGGACUCAAGCGGAUCGGAAUUAGGCUUGACUCUUCGCGAUCUGGCCGCUAUCCGCCUCGAACGAGAGGCCAAAUUAAGUCAACCUUUGGAUAGUCUUCAUGAACGGAUAGCAUUGGGGGAGAGUGCCUUGUGUUACCUUGCCCUUCGAAACCAUUUUGGAUCGACCGACACGAUCCCAAUAUCCCGAUUUGCUAUAUUUUUCGGGGAUGAACGACUUCCGGACAAUUGGUGGCAGGAAGUUCGACCUACGACAACCGUAGGCUUAAUAGAAACGAGGCGCAUAGCUAACGACAUUAAGAAUAUCAUGGCAGCGUUGGGCGAGUCGAGGUCAGAUUCAUGAACUGUGUUUGCUUUUACGCUCUUUUGUACGCUGGAUCCAUAGACAUUGGGCUGCCAUACGAACCCUUUAGCUACUAGUAACACUUAUUGGACCAUUUUUCGAAUAGUGUGCUACACAUACACCAAGGUUCAUUCAUUUCAACUGACCCUCGAGUAUUUGAAGUACGUAGGACAACGCCUUGAAAGAGAACUACAAUGUAACAACAAAUGAUAAUCAACGUAAACGUCAGA
Marasmius oreades (fairy-ring Marasmius) is the source of this 1130-nucleotide messenger RNA. RefSeq lists its product as uncharacterized. The transcript has 2 exons. The coding region runs from base 169 to 900 and encodes 243 amino acids. Gene Ontology annotation, molecular function: peroxidase activity. The record is from RefSeq and is a predicted model, not a curated record. Lineage: Eukaryota; Fungi; Basidiomycota; Agaricomycetes; Agaricales; Marasmiaceae.